Messenger RNA from Culex pipiens pallens (northern house mosquito), 537 nucleotides. RefSeq names its product larval cuticle protein 65Ag1-like. Lineage: Eukaryota; Metazoa; Arthropoda; Insecta; Diptera; Culicidae. The record is from RefSeq and is a predicted model, not a curated record. Gene Ontology annotation, cellular component: chitin-based extracellular matrix. Gene Ontology annotation, molecular function: structural constituent of chitin-based larval cuticle. Bases 74 to 385 code for a protein of 103 amino acids. The transcript has a single exon.
AGAACUUAUCAGUCACAUCAGCAGUUUCCGCAGAGUAGCACAUCUCCCCGAAAAAAAACCCCAAACCUUCAACAUGAAAUUCGCCGUUGCAUUCGCCGCCAUCCUGGCCCUGGCCCUGGCCGCCCCCGUCGACGAGAAGGACGCUCAGGUGCUGAAGUACGACAACGAUGUGGCCGCCGACGGAUACAGCUUCCAGUACGACACCAGCAACGGAAUCAAGGCCCAGGAGAAGGCUGAGCUGAAGAGCUUCGGAGAUGAUGUGUCGGCCCUGGUUGUCCGCGGAAGCUUCUCCUACACCGCUGCUGACGGUCAGGUCUACACCGUGAACUAUGUCGCCGACGAGAACGGAUUCCAGCCGGAAGCCGCCCAUCUGCCCCAGGCUUAAGUUUCACUGUACGCACUUGUACAUGAAAACAAAAAUGCACAAACACAAACAAAAAACAAAAGUCAUCCUGUAAUUUAGUGUAGAUAGUUCGCCACAGAAAUGUACAAACUUGUUUCGAAAACCAUCUCAAUAAACAGUGUCCAUAUUUCCAA